Syngnathus acus (greater pipefish) is the source of this 1904-nucleotide messenger RNA. Its product is annotated as zinc finger protein OZF-like. The transcript has 2 exons. Lineage: Eukaryota; Metazoa; Chordata; Actinopteri; Syngnathiformes; Syngnathidae. Bases 316 to 1773 code for a protein of 485 amino acids. Gene Ontology annotation, biological process: regulation of transcription by RNA polymerase II. The record is from RefSeq and is a predicted model, not a curated record. Gene Ontology annotation, molecular function: RNA polymerase II cis-regulatory region sequence-specific DNA binding; DNA-binding transcription factor activity.
AUUCUGGGACGUUGCUGUCCUACUGCCGAACCAAGAACGCUUGGUUGUUUCAAAUCUAAAGCCACGCCAGAUGGAUGAAACAACUGCUGUUGAAUUAGUACCGAACGCCAUGGAGACUCAAAAAAGGCCGUUCAUCACUAUUGUACUUCAACAUAAUUGUUGUUGAAUCUUCGUGCCCGCGUCAACUCGUCUCUCGAAGACUCACGAGCUAGCUUAGCUCGCUAGCCGCUAACAAAGAGACGCGUUUGUUAGCAACAACACCACGCUAAUCAGAGAUCAAGUGUGAGCGUAAGGCGUUGUGGUGGACGUUUGGAAAUGUGGACAAGAAAGACGGAGGACUGUAAGGAGGAACUUUCUGGAACAAAAGAGGAAAACGACCCACAACGUCUACGAAGGCAGCCUCGAGAUGUCAUCCAAAGUGCAGACGCCAUAGAAGAUGUUUGUCCUGAUCGACAUGAACAAGAGGACCUGCACAUUAAAGAGGAGGAGGAGGAAGAGUCCCUCGGCGUUAAAGAGGAAGAGGAAGAUGAGCUCCACUACAAUAAAGAGGUGGAAGAGGACCCGCAUAGCCCCUCCAUCAAAGAAGAGGAGGAGGAAGACAUUGUCAAUUUGCCAUUGACUGUUGUCUUUUUGGAGAGUGAUCAUGAUGACGAAGGUCUAAGUGAGAAGAACAGGGGAGUGACACUUCGAAGCAGCCGCAACAAGCAACACAUGACAAUAGAAGGUGAUGAAGACCACUGCAGAGGAUCACGAGCCGACAGCCUCUUUGCUCCACUAUCAGAUAGUGACGACAUGUCCUCACACUCUACGGAAGAUGUUGAUGAUGAUAAUGACGAUGACUAUGAAGAUCAGGAAGAGGAGGAGGAGGAGGAGGAGGAGGAAGAAUACUUAAAAACUUAUAUGACAUGUCCAAGUGACAAAAAACACUGGAAAUGUUCAGAGUGUGGGAAAAUAUUAAGUACCAAGCGGGUUUUGAAAGAACACAUGAGAAUCCACACUGGAGAGAAACCUUUUGCCUGCUCAGUUUGUGCGCAACGAUUUUCUUUUCGGGAAAACUUAAAAAUACACACAAGAACACACACUGAGGAGAAACCUUUUGAGUGCUCAUUUUGUGGUAAAAGAUUUACUCAAAAGACAAAUUUAAAAAAACACACAAGAACACACACAGAGGAGAAACCUUUUGUUUGCCCUGUUUGUGGUAAGAAAUUUACACAGAAGUCAAAUUUAACAACGCACACAAGAACACACACUGGAGAAAAACCUUUUGCCUGCUUGCUUUGUGGUCAACGAUUCUCUGUCAGGGGGAACUUGAGAAGACAUACAAGAACACACACCGGAGAGAAACCUUUUGUCUGCUCGGUUUGUGACCAAAGUUUCUCUACAAAGCCAAAUUUAACAAGACACACAAGAACACACACGGAGGAGAAACCUUUCGCCUGCUCAUUUUGUGAUGAAAGAUUCAAUUUACAGACCAGUUUAAUCACGCACACUAAAACGCACACUGGACAAAAAACAUUUGCCUGCUUGGUUUGCGAUAAAAGAUUUUCCGUGAGGGGAAACUUAACAAGACACGCAAGAACGCAUACUGGCGAGAAACCCUUUGCCUGCUCAGUUUGUGGUCAAAGAAUGUCAACAAAGGCAAAUUUGACAACACACACGAGAAAACACACUGGGGAGAAACCAUUUAGUUGCAGUGUCUGUGAUAAAAGAUUCUUAAGUAAGGCUUAUGUUACCAGACAUAAGUGUACUGGUGAGAACAGCAGUGAUCAUUGAUGCUAUAAAUAGGCUGAAAAAUUAUUAUAGUGAUCUGGGGAAGUGUAAUGUGAUCCAGAGUAAAAUAGGACAGUGUAUUUUUCCAAAAUGUCAAGAUGUUAAAUCAAUAAAUUAAUCAAUGCCAAAAGACC